Drosophila bipectinata is the source of this 835-nucleotide messenger RNA. RefSeq lists its product as uncharacterized. The record is from RefSeq and is a predicted model, not a curated record. NCBI's taxonomy places the organism in Eukaryota, Metazoa, Arthropoda, Insecta, Diptera, Drosophilidae.
CUUUCCAAACGUGAAACAUUUUCAUUUUACUUUUGUAUGCAAGUAUACACUUUUUUUUGCGUUUUUGAAAGCGACUCAAAGACCCAAAAAAAAGGGGAAAAAACUUACGAAAAAAAUUAUUCAUGUAUGUAUGAAUAACGUGUAUUGUUGACAUAUUGAGAGAUUGUGGCAAUUUAGACCAGACGACACCAUUUAAAAAGCCAUUAGGGCUUACGCCGCCGCCUCAUAAUUGUCGGCGCAACGGCAUCCCGCAUUAGUAGUUGGCCCGUAGUCCGUAUCCAAGUUAACCGUCUUCCAAAUGACUCGGCUCAAGCUGAAACUCUUUGUGCUCAGUUUGUUGGUUGAAAGCUAUAUCUGUCUUCAGGUUGUGAGGCUGGAUCGGUUCACGUUCGAUGCCGAUGAUCCCAGCCUGUUUGUCUCCCAUCUUGCUCUUCUCGAUCAGGGCUACAACAGGAGCUAUUUAACGGGGCAUGUGGUAUUAACUCGCGAUUUGAAUGAACUUUUGAUCACUUCCUCAAUGGACAUCAUCCGGCCCCAUCGCCCGGAAAUGCGCCUCUACAAGGUCACAUUGAAUUUCUGCUCCAUCCUCACCAACGCCUAUAAGAACAAGUUCAUCAAAACAAUGUAUCAUGGCUUUGCGACUUUUCUGGAUGUCAGACCCAAGUGUCCACUUAAGGCAAACUUGAACUAUUCCUAUGCUCGGGCCUAUAUCGAUGAGAAGCUUAUACCCAAUCUAAUACCAGAUUGCACUUAUCGGCUCAAGAUGAGUUUUCAGCAAAAAUCAAAGCAACUAGCUCACAUGCAACUAGACGGGCGAUUGAUUACCAAAUUCUGA